Messenger RNA from Hyaloscypha bicolor E, 1249 nucleotides. RefSeq lists its product as uncharacterized. The coding region runs from base 113 to 919 and encodes 268 amino acids. The record is from RefSeq and is a predicted model, not a curated record. The transcript is spliced from 3 exons. Lineage: Eukaryota; Fungi; Ascomycota; Leotiomycetes; Helotiales; Hyaloscyphaceae.
GCCGGAACUUAUGUUUUGAACAGUAAUCGAACCGUCUUGUGCUUAGACAGCCUCUGUAUCUUCAAUCAAUCAUUAGCAUUGACUACAAGUCCUGACACUAGCCACCCCGAGGAUGUCCCCCAAGGCAAAACCGGAAGGUGUCUGGGCCGACCAGCCCUUCAAGCUCCUCGACACGCCUGGCAAAGACAAGCCCCUCUCCAACCCCGUAAUCUACGUUGCCUCGCACAUGGCCCUUGUGCACAACACCUUCAUUCGCGCCCUUAAUAGCAUAUAUUUGCACGCCCCCCUCAUCGCAACCAGCAACAAGAUCCUCUCGCGCGACCUACUGAGCUACUGCCAGUGCUGGGUGGCGCUGGUGGCCCUGCAUCAUCAGACCGAAGAGAAGUUCCUCUUCUCGGCCUUCGAAGAGCGGAUUCCCGGCGCCAAGGGGGUUCUGGCUGUGAACGUGCAGCAGCACGAAGAGUUCCAUGAUGGCCUAGCUGCAUUUGAGAAAUAUGUCGAUAGUGCUCUAGCGGGGAAGGAGUCGUAUGACUCCGAAAGACUGCUGAAGCUUAUUGAUGGCUUUUCGGAGCCGUUGAUGACGCAUUUCAAUGAUGAGAUAUCGACGCUGAUGCGAUUAGAGGAAACGGGGCAGGGGAAGGAUGUCAUGAAGGUGCACGAGGAGUUUGAGGUGAUUGUGCGGAAGGAUAUUGAUGGGUCAAAAGUCGGCCCAAUGACGCUCCUCAACGCCGACAAGACGUAUGAGGGCGGCAAACAUCCCUUCCCCGUCAUGCCCAAGUUCGUACCCUAUCUGAUCAAGUACCUGGUUUCGCGUAAGUACGCCGGUGCCUGGAAAUUUGGCUCGUGCGAUUACUGGGGGCAGCCGGUCACGCUGUUCAUGAAUACCCUAGAGGGGAAGAAGGCGCUUGCGGUGGCGUAGGUAACUUUGAGUGGGGAAGGGAAGGGAAGGAGAGAAGGGGCGUGGAGGGGGAGGAUUGUACAACUCGGCCGGUGAUGUGGGUUGUACGGGGCUGCUUCCUUGCUUGCUUGCUAUGGCAGCCAGCAUUUUUUCUUGAUGCCUUCGUACGCGCUUACUAUCUGCAUCUCACCUACGGAAUGCCACAGAGUGUAAAUAUUUCACAGCCUUGUCGGUUACAAACCUGUUCGGCAAACUUGAUCAGAAGGAAGACUUUCAGUCUCCUCGAUUCCCAUCCUUGAAUACUUUCUCUCAUAGAUCAAUCAUAGUAAUAGAAGCAGACUUCCAUCUUUC